This is a messenger RNA of Trichomycterus rosablanca, 963 nucleotides long. RefSeq lists its product as uncharacterized. NCBI's taxonomy places the organism in Eukaryota, Metazoa, Chordata, Actinopteri, Siluriformes, Trichomycteridae. The transcript has 6 exons. The record is from RefSeq and is a predicted model, not a curated record. Gene Ontology annotation, biological process: response to bacterium. Bases 1 to 963 code for a protein of 320 amino acids.
AUGCCUGAGACUCAAACUGUGGGUCACAAUGUACCAGUAUUUUCUGUAAAAGUUGGUGAACGUGUUACUCUCAACUGUGCAUUUAUAGACAAAUUAGAUAAGAUGAUUUGGUACAAGCAAAGAUUUGGUGAGAUGCCUCAGAAGGUGGGAGGAAGUUUAUUAUAUAAUGAAAUCAACAUUUCUCCUGAGUUCAACCAAUCAGGAUUAAAAAUGAAGAAAACAAUGACUGGAAUUUCUUUGACAUUUCUGCAUAUAAGAAAAGAGGAUGAAGGAUUGUACUUCUGUGGAGUAUUUAACUGGGUGAGAAAUUCAUUUUCCAAUGGAACAUUCAUAUCUGUGACAGGUGAUCAAGAAUGCAGUGUAUCAGUGUUCCAAAACAGUGAGCUGGACUCAUUCACUGCAAGAGAAUCAGUAAAUCUUCAGUGCACGGUUCUUUCUAAAAGCACAAUAUCAGAUCUUCCAGUGCUCUGGUUUAGAUCUACUGCACCACAAUCCCAUCCUCAAAUCAUUUACACUCAUCACAACAGCAGCCAUCAAUGUAAGAACAGCUCUUCUACAUACACCUGUGUGUACAACUUCUCCAAGAACAUCCUCACCAUCAAUGAUACUGGUACCUACUACUGUGCUGUGGCCAUGUGUGGAAAGAUCAUAUUUGGAAAUGGAACAACUGUACAGCUGGCAUCUGUGGAUUAUUUAUGGAAGUUUCUUGCAGUAGCUUUGGUGGUGUGCAUAACUGUGAUCAUUGUUCAGUCUGUUUUAAUCUGUAAAAUUAGAAGCUGUAAACCAUACAGAGUGACCCAUCAACAAGGUUCUGUGAUAGAGAAAUCAAACAAUCAGGAUUGUGAUGCUCCAGCACUGAAUUACGUUGCCUUACAUUUCAAUGAGAGAAAAAACAACAAAGCAAGAGAAAAGAGGCAACCAGCCAAAGACUGUGUGUAUUCUGAAGUGACAAUGACCUCUUAG